Penicillium cinerascens is the source of this 1239-nucleotide messenger RNA. RefSeq names its product ESCO family N-acetyltransferase. The record is from RefSeq and is a predicted model, not a curated record. Gene Ontology annotation, molecular function: protein-lysine-acetyltransferase activity. The coding region runs from base 70 to 1239 and encodes 389 amino acids. The transcript is spliced from 2 exons. Gene Ontology annotation, biological process: mitotic sister chromatid cohesion. NCBI's taxonomy places the organism in Eukaryota, Fungi, Ascomycota, Eurotiomycetes, Eurotiales, Aspergillaceae. Gene Ontology annotation, cellular component: nucleus; chromatin.
AACCUAUGUAAAUUGCGAAACCCCCCGAAAUAACAAACCCAACCUUCGAUUACUCUGGGCAUAAGGGCGAUGCCGUGGACUGUCACCAAUUCUUUUAAGCGUGGCCUGAUGAAAACAUACGGAAGACCGACAUGGCGCGUUUAUGACGAUGAGCGGGCCGCGAAGAAAAGACGCGUCCUGGACGAGUCCGACGAAGCAGAGACAAAUCUCCAGAAUGCGAUCCGUGAAUCAUCCGCCGCCGUCUUGUCUAGUCCAUCACGUCGUAACUCGGUCGUCCUGUCCGAAGGCACGUUGGAUGAUAUCGACGACCUCACCACGCCGCCAUCGUCGCCGCCACCGCGACUGACUCCCCCGCCAGCAAAUACUCGCAAGCCAACCUUUGCCUUUCUCAAGCGCAAGCACAAAGACGCAUCGGCUGGUUCGCCCCUGACUGAGGUCAACUCCAACAGCGUGCGCUCUUCCGCCGACCCGCCCAAGAACAAGGCGCAAAAACCACCCGCCAUGCGCCAGAUGCAGAUUGAUUUGGGGAACGAGGUGCGCAAGACCUGUGCAACCUGUGGCAUGGAAUACAUCCCCUCCAACUCCGAGGACGCCGCUCUGCACAAGAAGUUCCAUGAGAUGAACUCGACCGGUGUCGACCUCGGCAAGGCGUUCAUGCGCGCAAAUGCCUCGCGCUGGGUCUACGAAGCCACGAGGUUCGAUGAAGGCUACGUGGUCAUUGUGGACCGUAAGGCAUCACCCAGCGCCAAGAACCAAGCCAAGAGGGUGCUAGAGGUGGUCAACAAGGAGCUGUCAUCCCCGGAGAUCGAGGAUGAGCUGCUCUGGAGCCAGACGGAACCCCCGAAGGAUAAGCGGCAAGACGGUGAAGACAAAGUGGAUCGAUACCGAGUCUUCCUUCACAUGAAGGACAGCCGAUGUGUCGGGCUCUGUUUGACAGAGCGCAUCUGGGAAUCGCGACCGGUCGCACAGGAGGAACCGAACGGAAAUAACUCCUCGGUGUCGGUGCGGGACGAGCUGCAUCCAGCCAUCGUCGGCGUUUCGCGCAUCUGGACUUCUGGGGCGUCGCGACGAAAGGGAAUCGCCUUGGAUCUCCUGGAUUGCGUGGUGAGCAAUUACAUUUACGGCAUGGAAAUCCCCAAGGACCAGAUCGCAUUCAGCCAGCCUACAGAGAGCGGCAAGCGGUUGGCUCAGAAGUUUUUCGAGGAAGAUGAGACCUGGCAUGUGUAUAACGAGCGGUGA